Prunus armeniaca (apricot) is the source of this 1506-nucleotide messenger RNA. The record is from the annotation of a GenBank genome assembly. NCBI's taxonomy places the organism in Eukaryota, Viridiplantae, Streptophyta, Magnoliopsida, Rosales, Rosaceae.
AUGGAACAAGGCAUCUUCUUCUUCACAACGCUCCUCUCUCUUAUCUUCACCAUAAUCUUCAUUUUCCAGUUCUUUCUUAAAACAAAACGACGACGUUACACAAACCUCCCACCAAACCCUUUUUCUCUCCCCAUCCUAGGCCAUCUCCAUCUCCUCAAAGCCCCGGUCCACCGAACCUUCCACCGCCUCUCCCAAAAACACGGCCCUAUUUUCUCUCUCUGGUUCGGUUCGCAGCGCGUGGUCAUAGUCUCAUCCCCGUCCGCUGUCCAAGAGUGUUUCACAAGAAACGACAUAGUUUUGGCAAACCGUCCUUCACUGCUCCUAUUCAAGCACAUAGGCUACAACAGCACGACCAUCUCAACCUCUCCAUACGGCGACCACUGGCGCAACCUCCGGCGCAUUGGCGCCAUCGAGAUUUUCUCCUCCGCUCGACUCAACACAUUCGCAAACACACGAAAAGACGAAGUCAAACACCUCAUAUGCAAACUUGCACAAAACUCGGUGCAUGAGUUUGCGAAGGUGGAGUUGAAGUCUAUGUUCACUGAGCUAACCUUUAACAUCAUAAUGACAAUGGUGGCGGGGAAGAGGUACUAUGGGGAUGACGUGUCGGUGGACAAGGAAGAGGCCAAGCAGUUCAGGCAGAUUAUGAAGGAGAUUUUUGCUCAUAGUGGGGCAGCGAACCCAGCAGAUUUCUUGCCCAUUUUGAAUUGGAUUGGUAGCAAUGCUUAUGAGAAGAGGGUGAUGAAGUUGGCUAAGAGGACUGAUUCGUUUUUGCAAGGUCUGAUUGAUGAGCAAAGGAGUAAGGGUAAAAAUGGAACUAUGAUUGACCAUUUGCUUUCUCUGCAGGACUCACAGCCUGACUAUUAUACUGACCAACUCAUCAAGGGCUUCAUACUGGUGCUGUUAUUGGCUGGCACUGAUACAUCAUCAGUCACACUGGAAUGGGCCCUGUCUCAUCUACUUAACAAUCCACAUGUGCUAAGAAAGGCUAGAGCUGAAUUGGAUGCUCAACUUGACCAAGAACACUUAGUUGAUGAACAAAAUAUCUCUAAACUACCCUACCUUCAAAGCAUUAUAUCAGAGACGCUGCGGUUGUGCCCAGCCGCCCCGAUGCUAGUACCACAUUUUGCAUCUGAUCACUGCACUAUUGGCGGAUUCGACGUUCCAUGUGGCACAAUGGUAUUGGUGAAUGCAUGGGCCAUACAUAGAGAUCCACAGUUGUGGGAUGAUCCUGAAAUGUUCAAGCCUGAGAGGUUCAAAAGUGGUGAGGAUCUGUCACACAAGCUCAUGCCAUUUGGAAUGGGGAGGAGAGCUUGCCCUGGAGCAGGCUUGGCGCAACGUGUGGUGGGCUUGACCUUGGGGACAUUGAUCCAAUGCUUUGAGUGGAAGAGAGUUGACGAGGAGGAGAUUGACAUGACUGAAGGUAAAGGAAUCACCAUGCCAAAAGCUGUACCUUUGGAGGCUCUGUGUAAAACCCGCUCUAUUGUGAACAAGCUUCUACCUUGA